AGAUGUCCGCGCCCAAGAGAAGUGUGGCCCAUCUAACGUCGUGCAGAAAUUGCGUAGCCGCACAUACAAUUUAGUCGAACGGACUCUAGUUAAAUUUAAACUUAAUUUCUUACGUUUUGCGUGCAAAUUUGUGCAUUGAGUCACAGUUUCUGGACCACGUCAAACUGGGAGUUGGACAGAAUACUCAUCUGUCUUGUAUUUAGUGAAAGAUGGCCCAUUCAUUCAAGACCACUGAUAUCAGCAGUGCUGCGCAAACGUCACAAAACAUCACCAGAGACACAGUGUAUUGGAAGCGGCUGGAUCCACCACUCCACGUCAAGGAAUAUGCAGCAGUUACAAGCGUUGAUUUCUCUCCCGUGGAACCAUACAUGUUCGCAGUCACGAGUUCGUUGAAAAUUUCGCUGUACAGCUCGGUGAGUAACCAAGUGAAGCACACGAUCUCCCGAUUCAGAGAGACAGCGUACAGCGGCUCUUUCCGCAACGACGGAAAGCUGCUGGUUGCCGGAGGCGAGGAGAAAAUCAUCAAACUUUUUGACGUCGCUAAUACAAAGUCUCUUCUGCGAGUCUUCAAGGGACACACGGGGCCAAUACACAGAGUGUCCUUCGUUCCGAAUACGACGCAAAUCGCAUCCUUCUCCGACGAUCGAACCGUGAGGUGUUACGACAUUCCCGCGGAGAGGGAAGUGUCGCGAUUUUGCGGCCACGCGGAUUACGUUCGAGCCGGCGCGGUGAAUCAUGCUAGUCCGAACAUACUAGUUUCCGGUGGCUACGACCACGUGGUGAAAAUGUGGGAUGUCAGACAGAAAGACUGCGUGAUGUCGGUGGACCAUGGGCACCCUGUUGAGAGUGUUCUCUUCUUUCCGUCUGGUGGUAUAUUCUGCUCGGCAGGUGGCAGUGUCGUCAACGUCUGGGAUGCGUUUGGGAAGAAGCAGCUGUGUAGACUGAUGGACCACCACAAGACAGUGACUUGCAUGUGCCUGAGCAGUGACAAUCAUCGUCUUCUCACUGGAUCUCUGGACAGGCAUGUGAAGGUGUAUGAUGUCAGCAGCUACAAAGUAGUUCACAGCCUAAACUAUUCUUCAGCCAUUCUCAGCGUUGGGGUUGCACAAGAUGACAAAACUGUCGUUGUUGGAAUGGCGGACGGUUUACUGUCAAUCCAACAUAGGCGGCCGGAAAUUACAAAAGAAGAGCGAGAAGAGACAAGGCUCAAGAAGAAGUCUUCAUAUAAAUAUAUUCUCCAAGCUAGGACACAUCUACCAUCAAAAGGUGACUUUAUCGUGGAGAGUGAAGCAAAGAAAGUCAUCUCUAAAUAUGACAAGCACCUUCAGAAGUUCAGGGCGAGCAAGGCGCUGGACGCAGUGCUGCUCACGCACCACCGCCUCGCGCGUCCGCACGUUGCCGUCGCCGUCAUGCAGGAGCUGAUCCGCCGGGGGGCGCUGCACGCCGCCGUCGCAGGCCGCGGCGUCGACGAGCUGCGUCCGCUCGCUCGCUUCCUCGCGCGACACGUCGGCGACCCCGCGUUCGCUCCGACCCUCGUCGACGUCGCCGGGGUCACGCUCGACGCGUACGCCGCGCGCGUCGUCGCCGGUGACAAUGAGAUGGCGCGUCUGCUGCGGCCGCUGCGGCGGGCGGUCGCUCGCGAGGUCGCCGUCAUGGCGGCGAUCCCGGCCGUGCUCGGAUCCAUGGACGCCAUCUUCGCGGCGGCGUCGACGAAGUCGUACGCGAGUGUAGAGGGCGCCGGGGUUGACCCGGGAGGCUCGGCGGGGGGCGCGGAGGUAGGCGGCGCCACGGGAGGCAGCGCGGCGACACGGUCGUGAAGUAUCUGCGUGUGUGGCAACGCUAACGACCGAAUCGUUUAUUAAUCAUGUUGUUUUGUUUAAUCAGGUGGUUUUGUAAUCAUGUUGGAUUAAAACGCAUAGCAGUAUUUUAACAAGAGAAUUUUUUUUCGCUAUCAUUCGAUUUUUUGUCAGCAAACAGCAUAAUUAAUAUCGACAGUACAAUUCAUUUACCCUCGGUCUACAUGAGAA
Priapulus caudatus is the source of this 2027-nucleotide messenger RNA. Its product is annotated as U3 small nucleolar RNA-associated protein 15 homolog. Bases 210 to 1817 code for a protein of 535 amino acids. The record is from RefSeq and is a predicted model, not a curated record. NCBI's taxonomy places the organism in Eukaryota, Metazoa, Priapulida, Priapulimorpha, Priapulimorphida, Priapulidae. Gene Ontology annotation, biological process: positive regulation of transcription by RNA polymerase I; rRNA processing. The transcript is spliced from 7 exons. Gene Ontology annotation, cellular component: nucleolus. Gene Ontology annotation, molecular function: protein binding.